AUGCCACAGACCAACGGAUGUCAACUACGAACAAAGCCCAGGAUUAUCUUGUCUUCUAUCGACUUCUACUUAUCAGUAAUCGGAAACUGUCUAGUAUUCUUAGGAUUUGUAAUUGGAAAGAUUAACUCUGAUAACCAAUACGCAUUCUUCAUCAGCAAUUUACUCAUUUUAUUGGGACAUCUCGUAGCUUUGAUGACGGAACUUACUACCUUCUAUGAAGAUUAUUUGUGUUUGAAAAACGGAAAACGAGAAUACGAAAUGAAUUCUUACUUUACGUUUGCAAAUAUUCUAUCCAUUUUAGGCGAGUAUAAAGAAAUGAAUUUCGGUAUGGAAAACUACGAACCUGAAUGUCGAAUUUGA
Messenger RNA from Bombyx mandarina (wild silkworm), 360 nucleotides. RefSeq lists its product as uncharacterized. Lineage: Eukaryota; Metazoa; Arthropoda; Insecta; Lepidoptera; Bombycidae. The record is from RefSeq and is a predicted model, not a curated record.